Molecule: messenger RNA, 303 nt
Organism: Closterium sp. NIES-65
Lineage: Eukaryota; Viridiplantae; Streptophyta; Zygnematophyceae; Desmidiales; Closteriaceae
Source: the annotation of a GenBank genome assembly
AUGCUGGAGAUCGGGCUCAAGUACGGCGACUCGCUGAAGCUGUGGAAGCGGGCGUUUCCUAGAGGCAGAAUCUACGGCAUCGACAACGGAGUAAUUUCCAAGAAGCACCAGGCGGAGGCGAGGGACCCGCGGGUGCGGCUGAUGGUGGGCAACCAGGCGAAUGGGACGUUCCUGGAGCAAGUGGUGGCUGAGAUAAAGAGUGCGGUGGGUCUGCUUGACUUCAUAGUGGACGAUGGUGGUCACACCAUGGAUCAGCAACAGACAUCCCUCAAACACCUCCUUCCUCUUGUCAAGGUACCUUAG